GUUGGGGGGGGUCUUUGCUCUUUAAGGGGCGCAGCCUUCCCCUUGGGGGGGCCCUUUGAUCUCUAGGGGGGUCCGUGUAUGUCCCUGCCACUAACUCUUUCCCUGCCCCAAUCACCUGCUGGCUCCGCCCCCCCCCCUCCCCCUGGCUGCCGCUGUCGCCUUCAGGCGUCGGUCCCGGCUCUGCUCGCAGCUGCAGUCCCCCCUCCUUCCGCCGUCAACUCCAGGGGACCCCGAACCUCAGCAUGGCCCGGUUGCCCCUGGAUGGUGGGCUCCCCAGUUGCCCCAGGCCAUGACCACACCACCCCCAUCCAUGGAUUGGAGCCUGCCCCCGAGGGUUUUAGCUACGCAGGGCUGUCAGAGGGGCCGGUGGAGCUGCAGCAGCGCCGUGAAACCUUUGGGCAGAACCAGCUGCCACCACCACAGCCCAAGAGCUUUGCACACCUGGUGUGGGAGGCGCUGCAGGACGUGACACUGCUUGUGCUCCAGGCUGCUGCCCUUGUUUCCCUCGGCUUCAGCUUCUAUGCACCCCCCGGGCCUGACCUUGCAGGUGACCUGCUGCCAGCUGAUGGGAUCCUGCUCCAAGGCAAUAACCUAAAGGUGGAUGAGAGCUCCCUGACGGGGGAGUCGGACCUCGUCCAUAAGUCAGUUGACAAGGACCCCAUGCUGCUCUCUGGCACCCAUGUCAUGGAGGGCUCAGGACGGAUGGUGGUGACAGCCGUGGGGGUCAACUCCCAGACUGGGAUCGUCUUUACACUCUUGGGUGCUACUGGGGAGGAGGAGGAGAAGAAGGACAAGAAAGGUAAGACUUGGGGGAGGGGGAAGCCACCAGACAGGGCUAUGGAAAAUGCACAGAACAAAGACAAGAAGCAGGCCAGGGUGGCAGUGGAGAUGCAGCCACUGCGGAGUGCAGAGGGUUGCACCGAUGCUGAGGAUUGGGACCAGGACCGGGAGCCAAUGCGGAGGCGCCUGCCCACCCCCCGCAAGGAGAAGUCAGUGCUGCAGGGGAAGCUCACCAAGCUGGCCGUGCAGAUUGGCAAGGCUGGCCUGGCGAUGUCGGCACUGACAGUGGCAGUGCUGGUGCUGUCAUUUGCGGUGGGCACUUUCUCGGGGGGCGGCAGGCACUGGCGGCCAGAGUGCGGCCCUGUCUACGUCCAGCAGCUCGUCAAGUUCUUCAUCAUCGGUGUCACUGUCCUGGUGGUGGCUGUGCCUGAGGGGCUGCCCCUCGCCAUUACCAUUGCCCUCGCCUACUCUGUAAAGAAAAUGAUGAAGGCCAACAAUCUGGUGCGGCACCUGGAUACAUGUGAGACAAUGGGCAACGCCACAGCUAUCUGCUCAGACAAGACGGGCACACUGUCUUGUGCCUGUACCGCCAACCGCAUGACAGUUGUGCAAGCCUAUGUGUGCGACACACACCACCACUGCCUGUCUUCGCCGGGCAUCCUUCCGCCCACUGUCCUGGACCUCCUUGUCCAGGCUGUGGCUAUCAACAGUGCCUACACCUCCAAGGUCCUGCCAGCAGAGGCAGCGGAGGGGCUGCCACGACACGUAGGCAACAAGACAGAGUGCGCACUGCUGGGGCUGGUGCUGGGCCGUGACCCUGAAAUGGCAAGGGCAGCCAUGCAUGAGUCAGCACUGCUCAAGGUUUACACCUUCAACUCCGUGCGUAAGGCCAUGAGCUCCGUCAUGUGGCACCCAGGUGGCGCCGGCUACUGCCUCUACAGCAAGGGUGCUGCCGAGAUCCUGCUGCGCAGGUGCACAGCGGUGGUGGGCAGCAUAGGGGAACUGCGGGUCCUGGGGGUGCGGGAGUGAGAUGAACUGGUGCGAGGCGUGGUGGAGCCCAUGGGGGUUGAGGGGUUGCUCACAUUGUGCCUGGCCUACCGCGAUCUGCCCGCCACCCCCGAGCCCUCCUGGGACGAUGAGGACCGUGUGGUUGGUGACCUGACCUGCAUCGCUCUUGUGGGCAUUGAGGACCCCGUGCGGCCGGAGGUGCCGGAGGCGAUCCAGUGGUGCCAGCGUGCAGGGAUCACGGUGCAGAUGGUGACAGGAGACAAUCUGAGCACGGCACGGGCCAUUGCAGCUAAGUGCGGGAUCCUGCGGCCUGGGGAUGACACACUUUGCUUCAAUGGGCCUGACUUCAACCUCCGCAUCCGCGACGACCACGGCCAGAUUGAGCAAGAGCAGCUGGACAAGGUGUGGCCUAAGCUCCAGGUCCUGGCUCGGUUGUCGCCCACGGACAAAUACACACUAGUCAAAGCCCCAGGCAUCAUCGACAGCACUGCUGGGGAGCAGCGCCAGGUCGUCGCAGUAACGGGGGACGGCACCAACGAUGGCCCCGCCCUCAAGAAGGCUGACAUCGGCUUUGCCAUGGGCAUUGCGGGCACAGAUGUGGCAAAGGAAGCGUCUGACAUCAUCCUGACGGAUGACAACUUCUCGAGCAUCGUGCGUGCUGUGAUGUGGGGCCACAACGUCUACGAUGGCAUUGCCAAGUUCCUGCAGUUCCAGCUCACUGUCAACGUGGUAGCUGUUGUUGUCGCUUUUACUGGUGCCUGCAUCACCCAGGACUCCCCGCUGAAAGCCAUGCAGAUGCUGUGGGUGAACUUGAUCAUGGACACGCUGGCCUUGCUGGCACUGGCCACAGAGCCACCCACAGAGGCAUUGCUGCUGCACCAGCCUCACGGCCGUGACCAACCCCUGGUGUCCCCCAUCAUGAUGAAGAAUGUGCUGGGCCAUGCUGCAUAUCAGCUGGCUGCUGUCUUCACUCUGCUUUUUGCUGGUGAGGUACUGUUUGACAUCGACAGUGGGAGGGUAGCCCCACUCCACGCACCACCCUCUGAGCACUUCAUCAUUGUCUUCAAUGCCUUUGUGCUCAUGCAGCUUGGCAAUAAGCUCAACGCCCGCAAGGUACAUGGCGAGCGCAACGUCUUCUGUGGCCUCACUGCCAACCCCAUCUUCUGCACCAUUGUCCUUGGCACCUUCAUCCUGCAGGUCCUGAUCGUGCAGUUUGGGGGAAAGCCAUUCAGCUGCGCUCCCCUUUCUGCCCAGCAGUGGCUCUGGUGCCUCUUCCUCGGCAUUGGCGAGCUCCUCUGGGGGCAGGUGCUGGCAGGGGUCCCCGUGCUGCAGCUGCAGUGCCUGGGCAAAGCUGGGCAGAGGCGGGGGCUGAGCCAGGAGGCAGCCGAGGACGAGGACAACAUGGACCCUGUAGAGCAGGAGUUGCGGCGUGGGCAGGUGCUGUGGUUCCGUGGCCUUCACCGAAUCCAGACCCAGAUGCGUGUGGUGCGGACCUUCCGCAGCUCCCUCUAUGCUGGACUGGAGCUGUCAGACACCCGUGGCUGCCUCCACCGCCCCCGGCCACUCCCAGAUCCGCCGCUGUCACAUGUGGACCUGACCGGGAUCCCCCUCAUUGAUGACACAGAUGCUGAGGAUAGUGUGGUGCUUCGGCCCAGCAGGGGCCCCCCCACAACACCAAUAACAACGCCUGCCCCCCCCACAGCCUGGAGACUGCGCUCUGACCCCCCACGGACACGCGUGGAUCUAUUUGGGGGUCUAUUUGGAGGUGCCAGCAGAGGGGGAGGGGUAAAGCCCCUCUGGACACACCAGGAUUGGGGGGACAACACCCCCUCAGAGAUAGGUGGAUUCCUUGGAGGAUAUUUCCUCCCCUGUGGACAUGCCUACACCCUCAGGGACCACCCUCUAAGAUGGGGAAAGGAUGACCCACUGGGACACACCAAGAGGGGAAAGAGGUGCCCCCCCCCCCCCCCCGAUUCCCCUUAUGGACACACCUGCACUCCAGGAUCUCCCACGGUGGGGGAAAUAAGCAUGGACAGGAGUAGAUGUGGGGGAGUCCCCUAGGAUGGUGGGAGAUGUGGGCCCCCUUCAUACACUGAGACAGGGUAGAAAGACGCAUGGCACUGACAUGGACACAGACACCCGUGGAUUCCUCUGGGGAUGUCCCUGCCCCCCAUUCCAUCACUUGUGCAUCCCUGGAAGAACUCCUCCUAGUAUUGGGGGAGGGGUGACCCCCAACCCAAAUGCACAGAAUGCAGGGAGAGGCUGGACCCCUGUGGCACUGGUCCUGGGGGUAUUGUCCCUCCCUUAAAGAUGGGGGAGGGGAGAUUCCCCCAUAAUGGACAUGGAGGAAGAGGCUCCUCUCCCUCACCCUGGGGAACACCCCCUACCAAGAAACUCCAGGAUGUGCUAGGAGGAGCCCAAGAUUAGCCAGGAUCCCUCCAGCCCCUCUCCCCCUUGCCCCUCCUUGCUCCAGACCUGGCUGUUUGGGUUCUCUCCACUCUCUGGCAAGGGGUAGGCUGAGGACCUGGGUUCUUUGCAGCUGCUGGCAAAUGUGUGGGGUUUGGGUAGGUGCCAGGAACCUGGACUACUGGGCUCUUUCUCCUUCUGUUGGGAGAUUCACAUCCUCCAGGACCCCCACAGCCCACCGCAUUGUCCCUGUUUCAGUUUUCUCUAUUACCUAAACUUGCCCCUGCCACAGUUGCUAGCAAGUUAUUGUCCCUCAGAGAAGCUCCUCCCUCACCCAGCAGACCCGCCGGUCUGAUAAGGCUCGCCCCCCCCGCAGUAUCCCGGGAUAAGUGUCGCUAUCGCGCUAGAAGGGGGCAGGGCUUCGGAGGGAGGCGGGGCACCCUAGGGGCAGGGCCGGGCGCGCGCCGGCACAGGCAUGCUCCCCACCUGCAAAAUAAAAGGAUCUUUAAGUGCAAAGUCCAAAGACUCCAUGAAACUCCUGGUGGCCCCCCCACGGCGGGGGCGUCGGUCCAUUGUGGCGGCGCCUUCCGGUGGGCGGGAGGAGCUGCUGGCCCUGGCCCUGGCCCGGCUGGGGCGGGGAGCCUCAGGUGGACCCCCCGGCCUGGCCCUGCCCCAUGGGACCCGUUGGAGGGGGUCCUCGGCUCUGCUCCCCCUCCUGGAGCCCUCGGCACCCCGCUACUACCUGGACCCCCGACUGGACACCCAGCUGCUGAGGUACCUGCUGAGCCGGCUCUUGGCCAUGGGGGUCCCCCGCCCCCCCAUGCCUCCCCCCCACCGACUGCGCCGGGCCCUCCUAGAUGCCAGGGUCCCCCAGCCCCUGCUGAGGGUCAAGCGCCUGGGGAGGGGCAGUGGGGGGCCCCCACACCGCAUCCUGGCCCUGUGAUGGGGUUCCCCUCCUGCCAGCUGCCAAGGUGUGCCCCCAAAAGCCUUCUCCCUCCAUCUCAGCCUUGGUGUCACCCCAAAAUCCUCCCCCCAAACCCUGGCCAUAGUGUCUAUCCAAAAAAACCUUCCUCUCUAAGCUGCUGUCUUGGUAUCACCCCAAAACCUUCUCCCCCACAGGCCUGACCUUGGUGUCCUUCCCCCCCCCCCAACGUUCCCCACAAACUGCUUCCUUGAUGUCAUCCCAAAGCUGUUCCCUCCCGAAGCACUGACCUAAAAUCUAUCCCCCUAAAACAGUCCCUGCCUCUAUUUCAAGAUCUGCCCCCUACAGCUCCAGCCUCAGCCCCCACCCCCUCCUUGCUCUGUUAUGGUUCCUGUGUCCUCCAGCAUCUCCUCCUCCCAUGUAGGCUGGAGCAUUGGUGUCCCCCAAAAUCAAUUCCACUCUAUCACCCUCUGCUCUCUGCCUCUGUUUACCCCCUAAAAACUUACUGCUUUAUGCUAUAGCCUAUGUCCCCAAUAUUUCCUGCUUCCCACAAUCCUGGCCUUAGUGUACCCUAAAAUCCUUUCUCCCCCCCAGUCCCUGCCUCAAUGUCCCAUGAAAUUUGCCCCCUCAUAGAGCACCUGUUUGUCUCUCUUGUCCCCCCCAGGCCCUCCUGUGGCCUUUUUUUUUUUUUUUUUUUUCCUUCACUGCCCCCACAGCAUCUUUUUCCCCUUUGUCUCUUGCCUCCUCAAAUCCCUUCCUCCUACCUCAGUGUUCUCCAACAUUUUCCCUACUGCCAGUGUUCCCUGAUACCCCUCCCCCAUCUGUGCUUCCCAAUGUCUGUUCUAUUUCCCCCCCACACGCACACAUUCUGUGUUGCCCAAUAUUUCUCCCCUGUUAUGUCCCCUUAUAGCUCUUCCUCCCAGUCCUCAUUGUCCUUGGUGCCUCCCACAUUCCUUCCACCAGCCCCUGCCUAGGUGAUAUCUGUUCUCCUGCACACAGACGCUAUUCCAGUGUUCCCUGAGAUUUCUUCACCCCCAUAACCCUUGUGACCCCUGAUAGAUCUUCCCCUCACACCCCAAUUGGCUUUGGUGCCCCACCAAGUUCCUUCUCCCACAGCCCCCUGGACUCUCUUAGUUUGUGUCCGUCUGCCCAUCUGUCACUGAAAUCACUAACGAAAUAAAAAGCUUGUCAGAUAUUUUAAUGUAAA
Molecule: messenger RNA, 6323 nt
Organism: Alligator mississippiensis (American alligator)
Lineage: Eukaryota; Metazoa; Chordata; Crocodylia; Alligatoridae
Gene: ATP2B3
Product: ATPase plasma membrane Ca2+ transporting 3
Biological process (GO): calcium ion transmembrane transport; regulation of cytosolic calcium ion concentration
Cellular component (GO): membrane; intracellular membrane-bounded organelle
Molecular function (GO): ATP binding; P-type calcium transporter activity; PDZ domain binding
Source: RefSeq, a predicted model, not a curated record